This is a messenger RNA of Drosophila ananassae, 6745 nucleotides long. RefSeq names its product amyloid-beta-like protein (gene Appl). The record is from RefSeq and is a predicted model, not a curated record. Lineage: Eukaryota; Metazoa; Arthropoda; Insecta; Diptera; Drosophilidae. Bases 431 to 3154 code for a protein of 907 amino acids. Gene Ontology annotation, cellular component: membrane; neuron projection; neuronal cell body. Gene Ontology annotation, biological process: central nervous system development; axonogenesis. Gene Ontology annotation, molecular function: heparin binding; transition metal ion binding. The transcript has 12 exons.
ACUCAAUAUCGACCCCAAGCACGCGCUCUAGCAGCGAGCCGAAGUCGAUUUCGGAUUCGAAAAUCGGAAUUGCGAAUUCCGAAUUCCGAAAAGAGGCAACUUAACCCCCGAGCUGGCUGGGCCGCUCGCAGUCGUUUGUGAGCGUUCGCAGCGUCAGUUGCAGCCCAAGUGUUUAAACGAACAAGCCAACCGAAAGCAACUAAAAAAUUAAUCAACAACAACUAAAAAAAAACAAACAUAAACAAAACCAAAUAAACAAAAAAAAAAAAAGAAAAACAAACCAAACAGCAACAAGAAACAUUAAAAAAAAAAACAAAUAAAAACAAUCCUUGGAGUAAGGAGAUUGAGAAUCGUAAUCGGAUUCUGAUUGAGAUCCAGAAAAGGACACACGGACAAGGAUCCAAAAACGGUCGAAAAAGGAGUGCGAACAAUGUGCGCCGCUUUGCGUCGUAAUUUGUUGCUGCGGAGCCUCUGGGUCGUCCUGGCCAUUGGCACCGCUCAGGUUCAGGCCGCCUCACCGCGAUGGGAGCCCCAGAUAGCCGUACUCUGCGAAGCCGGACAGGUCUACCAGCCGCAAUACCUCUCCGAGGAGGGUCGCUGGGUCACGGAUCUCACCAAGAAGACAACCGGAGCCACAUGUUUGCGUGAUAAAAUGGAUUUGCUUGAUUACUGCAAGAAGGCCUAUCCGACCCGCGAUAUAACCAACAUUGUGGAAUCAUCUCACUACCAGAAGAUCGGAGGCUGGUGCCGCCAGGGCGCCUUGAACGCCGCCAAGUGCAAGGGCUCGCACCGCUGGAUCAAGCCGUUCCGCUGUCUCGAAGGACCAUUCCAAUCGGACGCCCUGCUGGUGCCGGAGGGCUGCCUCUUCGACCACAUCCACAACGCGUCCAGGUGCUGGCCGUUCGUGAGGUGGAACCAGACCGGAGCAGCUGCCUGCCAGGAGCGGGGCAUGCAGAUGCGCAGCUUCGCCAUGCUCCUGCCCUGCGGCAUAUCCGUCUUCUCCGGCGUUGAGUUCGUCUGCUGUCCCAAGCACUUCAAGACCGAUGAGAUCCACGUGAAGAAGACCGACUUGCCCGUAAUGCCACCGGCCCAGAUCACCAGUGCCAACGACGACCUGAUGGUCAAUGACGAGGACGAAAGCAACGAGUCCAACUACUCGAAGGACGGCAACGACGACGACCUGGACGACGAGGACGAUCUGAUGGGCGAUGACGAGGAGGACGAGAUGGUGGCCGAUGAGGCGGCUGCGGCGGGUGGCGGUGGUGGUGGCAAUGCCGGAUCCUCCGGUGACGCCAACAGCGGUUCCCUGGACGACAUCAAUGCGGAGUACGACAGCGGCGAGGAGGGCGAUAACUACGAGGAGGAUGGCGCCGGAUCUGAGGGCGAAUCCGAUGGUGGCGACACCUGGGACCAGAGCGGUGCUGGCGCCAAGCCGAUGGCCAAUCUGAAGGUUAGCGGCGGCUCCUCCUCAUCCUCGGCGGACAAGGUGCCCAUUAAGUCAGAUAACCCAGUGACCUCCACUCCCCAGCUGUCGGUGGCCGCCGCUGCGGCUGCCAAUGCCGGUUCCGGAUCAGGAUCCGGCUCCGGUUCCGGUUCUGCCGGUCUGCCGCCGUCCACCGCCCAGCCGACCUCCGAUCCGUACUUCACCCACUUCGAUCCCCACUACGAGCACCAGAGCUACAAAGUAAGUCAGAAAGAAGCCCAACAGCGCCUCGAGGAGUCGCACCGCGAGAAGGUCACGCGGGUGAUGAAGGACUGGUCGGAUCUGGAGGAGAAGUAUCAGGAUAUGCGACUCGCCGAUCCCAAGGCGGCACAAUCCUUCAAGCAGCGGAUGACGGCCCGCUUCCAGACUUCUGUUCAGGCACUCGAGGAGGAAGGCAACGCCGAGAAGCACCAGCUGGCCGCCAUGCACCAGCAACGUGUCCUGGCCCACAUCAACCAGAGGAAGCGGGAGGCCAUGACCUGCUAUACCCAGGCCCUAACCGAACAGCCGCCCAAUGCCCACCAUGUUGAGAAGUGCUUGCAGAAGUUGCUCCGUGCCUUGCACAAGGAUCGGGCCCAUGCUCUGGCACACUACCGCCACCUGUUGAACAGCGGAGGACCGGGUGGCCUGGAGGCUGCCGCUUCGGAGCGUCCCAGGACCCUGGAACGAUUAAUCGAUAUCGAUAGGGCGGUGAACCAAUCGAUGACCAUGCUGAAACGCUAUCCGGAACUAUCGGCCAAGAUCGCCCAGUUGAUGAACGAUUAUAUCCUGGCAUUGCGCAGCAAGGACGAUAUUCCCGGAUCGUCGCUGGGCAUGAGCGAGGAGGCGGAGGCUGGCAUUCUGGACAAGUACCGUGUGGAGAUCGAGCGCAAGGUGGCCGAGAAGGAGCGCCUCCGUCUGGCCGAGAAACAGCGCAAGGAGCAGCGGGCCGCCGAGCGGGAGAAGCUGCGCGAGGAGAAGCUCCGCAUGGAGGCCAAGAAGGUGGACGAUAUGCUCAAGUCGCAGGCGGCCGAGCAGCAACAGCAGCAGCAGCAGUCCCAGUCACCAUCCCAGACCCCAGCCUCGUCCGCCGCCUCCAUCCAGUCGUCGUCCCAGUCGCAGCAGGAGAAGAUCCUUAGCAGCAAGGAGGUGGGCAUCGAUGGUGGAGUCGUCACUGCUGCUAACUUGAAUCUGGAGACCACCAAGAGCGAGAAGGAGCUCUCGGACACUGAGUAUGCCGAGGCUACUGUUAGCAGCACCAAGGUGCAGACCGUACUGCCGACGGUCGAUGAUGAUGCCGUCCAGCGGGCGGUGGAGGAUGUGGCAGCCGCCGUCGCUCAUCAGGAGGCCGAGCCGCAGGUGCAGCACUUCAUGACCCAUGACCUGGGCCACCGCGAAUCGAGCUUCUCGCUGCGCCGCGAAUUCUCCCAUAAUGCGCACGCGCCCAAGGAGGGACGCAAUGUCUAUUUUACGCUCUCCUUUGCCGGCAUCGCCCUAAUGGCGGCUGUCUUUGUGGGCGUGGCCGUUGCCAAGUGGCGGACAUCACGUUCGCCGCACGCCCAGGGCUUCAUUGAGGUGGAUCAGAAUGUGACCACACACCAUCCCAUCGUGCAGGAGGAGAAGAUCGUGCCCAAUAUGCAGAUCAAUGGGUACGAGAAUCCGACCUACAAAUAUUUCGAAGUGAAAGAGUAAGCAGGACGGCUGCUGCACGGCUAGAAGGGGACGGAGAGAACAGCAUACAUAAGUCGUCAAAAGCAAAAAGAAAAAAAAGCAAAGCAAAAGCAUCAGCAAAGCAAAAAGCAUAGGCAGGAGAGGAACAACACAAUUUAAAAAAAAAAAACAAAAUAAAAACAAUUUAAGCAUAAUAUUUAAAAAAAAAACAAAAAACAAAAGCUAAGAGAAGCCAGAGAUUUUUUUUUCGUCAAAAGGAGCGCAGUUCCAAUAAGAGAUUUAAAAGUAAAGAUAAUAUGAUGAUGGAGAGGCUUAAAAGGGGUAGACAGAGAAGCAGAUGCAGAUGCAGAGAAAGUAGAAAGCAGAAAAGAAAAGUCAAGAAGAAGAAGGAUAAAUUCAAUGAAAGGUAAUAUAUCUAUAUUAAAUUAAAAAGCAAGCAGAAAAGGCAAGAAUAUAAAGCAAGCAAUUAAAUUUAAGUAUUUGAAUGUUUAACAAAAUGCAGUAAAAACAAAAAACAAAACAAAAAACAUCCUCUUUAGCUCCCUUUCUGUCUCUCUCUAACUCCCGAGCACUCGCUCUCUCUCUCUCUCUGUCUUUGUUGCACUCGGUGUAUCCUUUGUCCCACACAAUUAGCACAUUUCUCAACACUAACAGCCAAGAGAGGCAGGCAAGCAAGCAAGGAAGACAAGGAUCACACGGCAGGAGAAGAAACGGAGGAAAGAGAGGAUGAGGAAGAAGGGGAGCAGAAGCAAAAGCAAAGCAAAAAGCGAAAGCGAAACAAAAAACAUAUUCCUAGUAAAUAAAUUGUCGCAAAAAAAAAGGACACAGACAGAGGACACACUCUCACACACACACACACUCACUCUCACUCAUAGCCACAAGACACUCACACAUACAUGUUGCAUUCAUGCUUCGUAGCAUACUUUUGAGCGAUCUCUCUUAUCAGAAGGGCGAGAGAGCCUCGAAGGAUGAGAGCUAAGAGCUAAAGGCCAAUACACUCACACACACUUGUGAACCUAAGAGCUACCUACGCGUACUAAUCUCUAUACACACACAUGGCUAUAUAUACGGCAAAAGUCAAACCAACACACACACACAUAUAUAUAUAUAUAUACAAUAUAUUUAAAGCAAAGCAAGAAGAAAUGUCCAUAAAUGUAUUUAUGUAUCUAUACACAAGCAAACACAACCCGAAAAAAAGCGAAAAAAAAUAUAGCAAAAAAAGCAAGCCAGCAAGCUAAAAACUUAAGCAUUUAAAAAGCAUGCUUUUGCCGGCUAUUACAAGUAAUAUAUAUAUAUAUACCACACACACACACGCAUAUAUAUAUAUAUAUAUAUGAAUCAGCUACGUAAACAGAAAAAAAUAAUGCAAAAACGCUAAGCUAAUUGCAAAAGUAAAGAAAUGACAAAAAAACAAAAAGCAAAAAAAAUGAAAAUGAGAUGAGGAAACUUUUAGAACUUUUUCUGCAUAUUUUGUGUGUAAGUCGAUGGCAAAAAAAAAGUUUUUUCUCGUUUUUAUGUUACAUGUUUCACUCAAAGGCCAGCACAAAAACCAAAAACACACACACAUACAUACACUGACAAAAAUAAUCGAGUCCUUGAGUACUUUUCAAACUACCCUCGCGCGAAAAAGUUUGCAAUCAAAAGUGGUUGCAUAAUUGCGACUUUUCUGACAAGAUUCUGAUAAGAAUUUUGGAUCGAAAAGAAGAAAAUAAACAGGGAAGGGAGUACAAAAUCGAAUCGGAAAGAAUUCCGGCACCAACUUAAGUGGAAGCCCCCAAGAUAAACCCCCUGAAGUUUCGACAAAAGUCUAGUUUCAUUUCUCGCUUUUGAUUGCUUGGCAAAUAUUUGGUCUGCUUUGUUCGAGCAGCAAGAUAUAGUUACUCAAUCGGGCCAAAUAAUGCGACAAAAAUAUAUAUGGUAUUAUCCGACUAUCAUAUACCCUUUCUUUUUGAUUUGCCAUUCUCUAAAAAAAAAAAAACAGACAUCCAGGACUUGGAGAUCGAGUUUGGAUAGCAAUUUUUGUAAUUCAAAAUUUUAGAUCGGAAAUUGAGAUUCUGAACGAGAUUUAAUUUGGCGAAUAGAACAAAUAUUGAAAAGUGUCGGGAAACUGAAAUGGAAAUUGAAGCUGUUUUCUAAAAUUGUUAAUUAAAUUAAAAAAAAAAAAUCAAAGUCUGAUUUCAAAAUUUCAACUGAAACCGAAAUGGUAACAAGAACUUUUCUUAUUUUUUCUAAAAAUGAUAUUGUAUAGAAUUGAAAACUCAAAAGUAUUUCUAUCAAAAACUGAAACUUUCUAACUGAAAUUGAAGAACUGUUGCUUAGAACUUCAUUUUCAAAUAAAAAGUUUGUUUUUGAAAUAAAUACAAUUUAGUAUUCACUUUUUGAAUAUUAUUUUUAGGUUAGGUUAUGACUUUUUUGAUGGCAUUUCUGUUUUUUAGUUGAAGUUUUGGGUUCAGAAAUGGUUUUUUGAAACGAUUUAGAGCAGUUUCAAUUUCAGUUUCACAGUCCUGGCCUCGAUUUCAAAAUCCUAGAGUCUGUUUAAUGGCAAAUCAGAAGAAAUUUUGAAAUAUAUUUUCUAAAAAUUCCUCUCAAAGGACUCAACACACACACAAACACAAACACAGGCAGAUACUGACACAGACACAUUAUAUAAUGCUAAAUGUAUUACAACAACAAUAUAUAUAUAUGGAUAUAUAUGCAUCUAUUUAUAUAUAUAUAUGCCAACACACAUAUAUAUUUCAACAGAAACAGAAACAAAAGCAAACAAAAACAAAAUGCAAAUCAACUACACAAACAAACAAACAAACAAAAAGUAAAUAAGAAAGAAAUCUAACUAGUCAAAGCUUGAAUAUUUUUUAAUUUAUUCAUUAAUACAACAAGAACAACAACAAAAAAAAACCAAAAAUGAAAAGUAUACAUAUAUAUAUAAAAACCAAAAACAAAAGCAAAAAAAAUGAACAAAAAAACAAUUGAUAUUUACACUUAGUGAAGCAAAAAAACAAAACCAAAAGACAAAAAAAGCGGAAAGUAAAAGCAAAAAAAUGAAAACCAAAAAAACAAAACAAAAAAAAAAUGAUGCAAAUGUGUAAGAAAUAAACCCCGUCCUGCAUAAAUAAAAUUAAAUAAAAGAAUAAAAUAAAUAUAAAACAAAAAAACGUAAUGAAUAUCAUAAAGCAAAAAAGAUUUACACAAAAGAUUAAAAAUUGCAAAGAAGAAGAAUGCGAAUGCGAAAUGCGAAAAAAUGCAAAAACCAAAAUGGCGAAAAACCAACCAAUUGAGAAUUAUAAAAUGAAAUCGCAUGUGUUUUUGUCGUAGUCUCAUCAUUGAAAAGAAAAGAAAAACCAAAAAAGAAAUGCAAAAAAAGAGAGAACAGAGAAAAUUCAAAAUACAAAAAAAAUGAAUGAAAAAUUGUAUGAAACAAAAAUGCAGAAAUUAAGAGCAAGAAAUAACAUUUGUGUAAUUCUUUUUGUCAAACUAUGAUUUUUGCAUAAAAAAAAACAAAAAACAAGAAAUGAAGAGAUGAUGGCCCGAGAGGAGAACUCAGUUUGGAGAGAAACGUAUAAGAAAAAUUUAAAUAUUAAAUGUACUCAAAGACAAUUGUAAUUGCAACAAUAA